This is a messenger RNA of Miscanthus lutarioriparius, 1338 nucleotides long. Lineage: Eukaryota; Viridiplantae; Streptophyta; Magnoliopsida; Poales; Poaceae. The record is from the annotation of a GenBank genome assembly.
AUGGCGCGCGCCGCCGCCUCCAGGCUCGCCGCCGCGGCGAACUCUUCCUCUACGCGCGAGUUGUUCGCCCGCCACCUCGCCGGCGCUGCCGCCUCGGCGUGGACCGCACCGCCGCGGCUGCCUGAACCAGGGAGGGAGCGGCGGAGCCCGAGCUGGUGGUGUCCGAGCAGGUCGUUCCAUGCCACAAGGCGGGUGUAUGCAAGGGAUUUCUAUGAUGUGCUUGGAGUAAGCAAGGAUGCUUCUGCACCGGAUAUAAAGAAGUCAUAUUAUGCGCUGAUAGUUGCCCUUAGUUCGCUGUUGUGGACGCCUAUGGCCGCACCUACUGAUGUCUCAGGUGACAUGAUCAGAAGCUCGCAAAGAAGUUCCAUCCUGAUACUAAUAAAGAUGAUGCUGAUGCAGAAAAAAAUUUUUCAAGAAGUUAACCGUGCCUAUGAGGUUUUGAAGGACGAUGAUAAGCGUGAAAUAUAUGAUCAGCUUGGACCAGAAGCAUAUGAGCGUCAAGCAUCAGGUGGUGACCCUGGAGGGCCGGGUUUUCCUCAGGGUAACCCAUUUGGCGACAUCUUUGGCGAUAUCUUUGAUAAUGCGUACAGAGGUGGCCAAGAUGUCAAGGUUUCUGUUGAACUAUCAUUCAUGGAGGCUGUCCAAGGUUGCAGAAAAACAAUUACAUACGAAGCUGAUACUUUUUGUGGAACUUGCAAUGGAAGUGGUGUUCCCCCUGGAACUGUGCCUAAAACAUGUAAAACAUGUCGAGGCUCUGGUGUGAUAUACAUGCAGAAGGGUAUAUUUACUGUUGAAUGUACUUGCUCCCUGUGCAGUGGGAGCGGAAAAAUUGUCAAGAGUUUUUGCAAGACUUGCAAAGGAGAACAGGUAGUGAAGGGGAAAAUGUCAGUCAAGCUAGACAUAGCGGCAGGAAUUGACGAUAAUGACACCAUGAAGGUUUUUGGUAAGGGUGGUGCAGAUGUUGAACGCAAUAAGCCUGGUGACCUUUAUGUUACUAUCAAGGUCAGAGAGGACCCUAUCUUUCGAAGAGAAGGCAACCAUGUGCAUGUUGAUUCUGUUUUAAGCAUUGCUCAGGCUGUCCUAGGUGGAACUGUCACGGUACCAACCCUCACUGGAAAUGUUACAGUCAAGGUUCGCCAAGGUACCCAGCCAGGAGAGAAGGUCGUCCUCCGGGGCAAAGGAAUAAAAGCGAGGAACUCGUCAGUGUUUGGGAAUCAGUAUGUUCACUUCAAUAUCAGGGUUCCGACGGAGGUGACACAACGGCAACGGGAGUUGAUAGAGGAGUUCGAUAAAGAGGAGUGCACAGACCGAGAAAGACUUGCGGCUGCCUCCGGAUGA